AUGCCACCACCCAAACGGAAACCCUUCAGCACAUCGCUCCAGCCCCCACCAGGACGCAAUCUCACCCUUCCAACGCCAUCCAACCCGCAACCGGAUACCAACCCCGCCAUAUUCAACGACGCCAUGGCUGUCCGCCUCCCAGUAUUCGUCACGGAACAGCAAUGCUCCGCGGAUGCCGAGAUCGACUCGGACGACGCGCACAGCUGGCACUGGGUGAUUUAUCACCACUCCGAGAUAAGUGCAAGUACACACACAACCAAAAAGCCGGUGGCGGUUAUCCGACUUGUGCCACCACCACACGCACCGCAUGAAGUCCUAAUGCAGCCGGAAAGGGCAGCCAGUCUACCGGAGUUUGAUCUGGAGCAUGAGCCAUGCGUCAAGAUCACUCGUGUAGCGGUGUUACCGGAGUACAGAGGGUACGGGCUAGGAAAGGAGUUGGUGGAGACAGUAUUAGCAUGGACGAGGGAAAAUGCAAGUGAGAUUGAUCGCGCAUACGUAGAUAGGUCUCAGGGGAGUUCUCGGCGGUGGAAGGGCUUGGUCCUUGUGCAUGCGCAGGUGCAGGUAGAAAAACUAUACGAGCGGAUGGGAUUUACGAGGGAUGACUUGCUGGGUAGGUGGGAUGAGGAAGGGAUUCAGCAUGUUGGGAUGUGGCGGCGGGUUCAUGUGAAAAGCGAUUAG
Molecule: messenger RNA, 678 nt
Organism: Aspergillus tanneri
Lineage: Eukaryota; Fungi; Ascomycota; Eurotiomycetes; Eurotiales; Aspergillaceae
Product: GNAT family N-acetyltransferase
Exons: 1
Coding region: 1-678 (225 amino acids)
Biological process (GO): UDP-N-acetylglucosamine biosynthetic process
Cellular component (GO): endoplasmic reticulum-Golgi intermediate compartment; Golgi apparatus; endoplasmic reticulum
Molecular function (GO): monosaccharide binding; glucosamine 6-phosphate N-acetyltransferase activity
Source: RefSeq, a predicted model, not a curated record